Dermacentor andersoni is the source of this 3617-nucleotide messenger RNA. NCBI's taxonomy places the organism in Eukaryota, Metazoa, Arthropoda, Arachnida, Ixodida, Ixodidae. The record is from RefSeq and is a predicted model, not a curated record.
AGCCUGACACCAUUGCCAAUGGCGAUUUGUUGCGUCGGAAACACCAUGGAGGCACACAACUCGUACACUGUUAUGUGAAUGUUUGUUUAUUAAACACCUGCAACGUCGUUUAUGCCUAUGUCUAUCGUUUCGAUGUCUUCUGAGUCCAUCAUUUCAAAGCUGUCAUCUGGGAGGAUGUCGGCUUGCAACUCAUGGCCGGUGAACUCCUUGUGCUUUAGUGGUUCCACAUCCAAGAUGACUGCUUUGCAGCGCCGAACUGUUGCAGCGCCAUUUGUGGAUCAGGAGGAGACGCGUCUUCCAUGGCGGUGUCGGGGUGUAGUUAGCCAUGCUCAACAUCCACUUCGCUCGAUUGACUUGUACUUGCUCGGCUUGCCGCGGCAAGAUGGCGGUCACGGCGCUUCCGAGCUUCAUUUGCCUAGGUACCCGGAGAUGCAGCGAGUCGCUUCAAACGCAUUGCCUCUCUUGCGUUGGCCCGUCGCGUCCCUGGACUCUGUGGUGUCGGACGCGCCUCGCCGCCCUGAUGCAUGCGACGUACGUAUACGCUCAGCCCAUGCUACCGCCACUGCCGCCGCCACACCACACCCAAGCAGACGGUCGCCACGCGCGCCUCGCGACAGUGACGUCAGGCCACACAGCGCCCAAUCGGGAGACCACCUCAAUCGCCUGACGACAGUGACGUCACGCACGCGAGCCAAUCAGGAGGCGCACACCUUCGCCUAGCGACAGUGACGUCACGACACAGAGGAGACCAGUCAGGAGGCCGGAAAGCUGUGACAGUUUCUGCUAACGGCAGAUGACCUUGACAAUGAGCCAUUAAAGGAUUAAUUCCGCCUCAAUACAACGUCCCGUUUGUCCAACAUAUGACUUGCCGCAAUCUAGAGGUAUCGCGUAGACAGCCCCUCCAACGCAGUCCCUGAAAGGUUUGGCGUGCUGCUUCUGGCAGCCCCCGGCCCAUCGCGUGUGGUCCGGGGGCACAAGUGAGCCAACUUAUUAGAAACCGAAAAGACAACCGGAAUGCCAUAUCUGUUAGUCACGUUCUUGAGGUUAUGGCUAACAGGGUGCACAUAAGGGACUAUAGCUCUGCCUUAACACGCUCGCUUUCCUUCGAGUGCGUUUUCACACUCGCAGCGCUAGUUUUCAGCUUCUGCAGGAGGGACUCGAUCACGGAUUUUCAGACUGAGGGUAGCCUGCUUUUAGAAGUCUCUCAAGCUGAUGGCAAAAACUCGCCUGCGCCAGCAAGAAAUGCCGGCAGCCACGCGCUCCUAGUAUCGCGUUUCAAUCGCUGGGCACCGUUCGUUGGCCGCAAACCAUCAGGAUAACAUUUCUUUCGCGGCAGGGCGGAAUCAAUCGCCGAUAAAUUCUAUGCCGAUCUGGCGCGAUCGCCGAAAAUGCACCGUGUGACAAACGCGCAUAAGAUAGCAUUCUCACAGGGGGAAAGGGGUCCCCUAUCCCCCUGUUUAGCUCUAUUUCUCUCCCGCUACGUCACGUGGCCCCUUAGCGAAGUCCGGCAACGACUGUAGGGUCCGCAUAAACAGCUUCGCUGUAAAAACCGGCAGAUCCCACGCACGCCUUGUGGGAAUCGGUGUUACGCGAAGCGGUGUCAUGGUCAUUUCCUAACGAGAAAAUGACCUUGAGAUCGCCAAGACGUAGGCGGCUGUUUCAUGACACACGUGCCAUGAUAUUCAUGUCAUGAACGAUCAUUAAGGCUUAAUUGUCGUACACUCUUGUCAUACUUGCCAAUUUUGGUACAUACCAAGUUAACGAAACGACCAUGGGAGCGCCAAGACGUAGGUGGCUGUUUCAUGACCUACAUGACACACGUGCCAUGAUAUUCAUGUCAUGAAUGAUCAUUAAAGUUUGUCGUACACUCUUGUCAUACUAUGCCAAUUUUGGUACAUACCGAAUUAACGAAAUGACCAUGAAAGCGUCGGGACGUAGGCGGCUAGAUACUCUGAAAGUGGCGAAUGUUCGCCAAGAUAUGCGAACACCGCAUUAAAAAAAAAACAAAAAAACAAGUCCAUAAGUAAGGAAAAUGGCCCCAAGCGUUUUACCAACCAGUAAUUCGAGGAGCGCCGGCGCCGGGACGCCGAGCGACGCGCUACGCUGCGUGCAGGAUGCGAAAAGACAACGGCGCGUAAGGUCUACGAAACGGCGGCCCAGCGUGCUGCUGCGGUGACUGUGGAAGAAACACAGGUUGGAAACGCGACGCGAGACUUGGCGCCAGCGGGACGCUGCCGUGACAGCGGAGGAACGGAAAGAAACGCUGCGAAGGAGACGCCAGGCUAGGCAAUCACCUGCGAACGCCAUGACCGCUGAGGAACUGGAAGAAGCGUUGCGUCAACGACGCGAGGCUUGGUGCUGACGGGACGCCGCCAUGACAGCAGGGAAACGGGAAGAGGUGCUGCGACGGACACGCGAGGCUCGCCCUCAGAAGAAGCAUUAGACGACCGCUACACUUGGAGCGUGCCUGGCACAAGUGCUCUUUUCAAUGGAUGCACCGAGUUCAUCAAGUGGAAACGAUCAGCCAACGCAGACAUCACCUGAAGGGCUUGCCCAGCCUGACGACCCAGCGCAGGCAAUUGAGAACAAUCAGCCAACGCAGACAUCACCUGAAGGGCUUGCCCAGCCUGACGACCCAGCGCAGGCAAUUGAGAACAAUCAGGAUGUCGAGGCACUGACUCUGUCGACGACUGUGUCAGAGGACCUGACGUUGAACAGUGACGUGCUGAGCAGUAUGACAACGGCCAUGGCAAAUCACGGCUUUGCCAUGGUGGUGAAAGAAGGAGUUUUGAGCAUUACUUUCCAAGAAAAAGACAAGAUCAAGACUACCUUGAAAAACAAUGUCGGCGUUACAAGUACGCCUGUUGCGGUUACCAUUCAAAAUAACGUGAUACACUCGGAAGAAGUUCAUGUCAAUGUCGAAGUCAAUCAACAAGCUGCUACAACAACUGGAACCCCGACUUCGACUUUGACAGUCACCUACCUGCCACAGCUGGCUCACAUGAUAAGCCAAUUUUUGUCAUGGCUGCUGACCUUAAUCCACAGCUGCCGCAACCCGCCGGUACAACACUGAAUUGAGUAAUGAAGUCUUUCUUACAUUGACCGCUGCAAAUUGCGUAACAAUUACGUUUAAAUGUUUGAUUAAUGCCGUUGCAAUUUGGCCUCGCAGCAUAGAUAUUUUUGGGGAUACUCAGCUUCAAUUAUCUAUCGCAUCGCUCUAACGUGUGGAAAGGGUUAUUUUUAUUUUAUUUAGCAAUACUGUAAGCCUUUUUACAGGCUCAUACAGGAAUGGGUCACAAUUAAAGCAACAAAACACUGUUGGUCAAAACAGAAGAAAGCAAUGAAAUGCGCUAAUUAUUACAAUUCAAAGAUAUAACUUGCAAACAAAACGACAGACCAAAGAAAACAGUGCAAGGCAGAUAAUACAGGGAAAGGGUAAGAGCUAUGAACAAUUCAGAUGUGGUGGGAAACGGCCAAAACACAGUUGCGCAACGGAACGUUCUAGCGUUCGUUGUAGCGUUGAACGUUGUUCCUUUGCUCUCAGGAACGCAGGAAGUAUAAAAGCAGUGAAGAAACUGGGAAUAGGCAAUAAUCAGAUGUAUGCGUUAAGAAACAAA